Messenger RNA from Pecten maximus, 975 nucleotides. RefSeq names its product acidic repeat-containing protein-like. The record is from RefSeq and is a predicted model, not a curated record. The transcript has a single exon. Lineage: Eukaryota; Metazoa; Mollusca; Bivalvia; Pectinida; Pectinidae. Bases 1 to 975 code for a protein of 324 amino acids.
AUGGAUGUCCCUGUGGACACUAUGGAUGUCCCUGUGGACACUAUGGACGUCCCUGUGGACACUGUGGAUGUCCCUGUGGACACCAUGGAGAUCCCUAUGGACGUCCCUGUGGACACUGUGGAUGUCACUGUGGACACUAUGGACGUCCCUGUGGACACUAUGGACGUCCCUGUGGACACUGUGGAUGUCGCUGUGGACACUAUGGACGUCCCUGUGGACACUGUGGACGUCCCUGUGGACUCUAUAGAUGUCCCUGUGGACACUAUGGAUGUCCCUGUGGACACUAUGGACGUCCCUGUGGACACUAUUGAUGUCGCUGUGGACACUGUGGAUGCCCCUGUGGACACUAUGGACGUCCCUGUGGACAAUAUGGACGUCCCUGUGGACACUGUGGACGUCCCUGUGGACUCUAUAGAUGUCCCUGUGGAUACUAUGGAUGUCCCUGUGGACACUAUGGACGUCCCUGUGGACACUGUGUAUGUCCCUGUGGACACUAUGGACGUCCCUGUGGACACUAUGGACGUCCCUGUGGACACUAUUGAUGUCCCUGUGGACACUAUUGAUGUCCCUGUGGACACUGUGGAUGUCCCUGUGGACACUAUUGAUGUCCCUGUGGACACUAUGGAUGCCGCUGUGGACACUAUGGACGUCGCUGUGGACACUAUUGAUGUCCCUGUGGACACUAUUGAUGUCCCUGUGGACACUGUGGACGUCCCUGUGGACUCUAUUGAUGUCCCUGUGGACACCAUGGAUGUCCCUGUGGACAUUAUGGACACUAUGGACGUCCCUUGUGGACACUAUAGACUUCCCUGUGGACACUAUGGACGUCCCUGUGGACACUAUGGACUUCCCUGUGGACACUAUGGAUGUCCCUGUGUACACUAUGGAUGUCCCUGUGGACAAUAUGAAUGUCCCUGUGGACAAUAUGGAUGUCCCUGUGGACACUAUGGAUGUCCCUGUGGACAAUAUGGAUGA